Fusarium pseudograminearum CS3096 is the source of this 774-nucleotide messenger RNA. RefSeq lists its product as uncharacterized. The record is from RefSeq and is a predicted model, not a curated record. Bases 1 to 774 code for a protein of 257 amino acids. The transcript is spliced from 2 exons. NCBI's taxonomy places the organism in Eukaryota, Fungi, Ascomycota, Sordariomycetes, Hypocreales, Nectriaceae. Gene Ontology annotation, cellular component: Ndc80 complex. Gene Ontology annotation, biological process: chromosome segregation.
AUGGCUACAGACUUUCGUUCCUCCUUUUCCGCAAGUAUGCGACAGAGCAUGCCACCUGUCGGCCCCUCCGUCGCAAACCAAUUACCCAACAUCAACUUCGGCUUUGACGACCUGCGCGAUCGCAUGGCAAAGUUUACGGCCCGGUUCGAUGCUUUCAUUGAAGAAGGUCGUAAACGGGUACUGGAUGAGCGCAACCAGUUUCGCAUGAAUGUUGCUGAGCUUCAAGAGGAUCAACGCAUGAAGAAGCGAGACAUCGAAAUCGUUCAGACCAAGACGGCAACGCACCAGCAGACAAUCGAGAAGGAAGAGGCCGAGACCCGUGAGAUGGAGACCGCCAUCAACUCACUCGCCUCUCAGCGCGACAAUCAUCUCUCCACCCGCGACAGCCUCAAAGCGGAAAUUGCACAGACCCAAGCCGAGAUCGAAACCCGACUUGCCGCCCAGCGCGAGUACGCCCAGCAUCAACAAUCCCAAUCACGCUUCAACGUACCAGAGCUGGACUUUUGGAUCACCAAUCUAUGCCUUAAGAUCGAGGGCGCUGGCCAUGACGAUCGGCUCAAAUUUGUGUACACGCAUGUUGAUGAGAAGGACUGGGAGCGCGAGGCUUGGUUUGAGCUCGUAACGAGCUCUCGCGACUAUGAUGUGAAGCACUGCCGCCCCAAGGUUGAGAGAGAAAAGGUCGAAAAGGUUCUUGAUAAGCUCAAUGAAUCAAGGGAACUUGUCGUUUUACUCAAGGGAAUGAGAGAGUUGUUUGUGGAGGCGAUGAAGUCUUGA